Pogonomyrmex barbatus (red harvester ant) is the source of this 1722-nucleotide messenger RNA. Its product is annotated as aaRS-interacting multifunctional protein 2. NCBI's taxonomy places the organism in Eukaryota, Metazoa, Arthropoda, Insecta, Hymenoptera, Formicidae. The record is from RefSeq and is a predicted model, not a curated record. Gene Ontology annotation, cellular component: aminoacyl-tRNA synthetase multienzyme complex.
CGUACAAAUUACGGAAUUACAGAGAUUACUCUUACUGACGGAGUGCCGUCUGUUCGCGCGCCAUCUGACGUGGCGGGCGCACGUUGCCGCUGUAACAACGUGCGUGGCGCGGCACGGUAACAUGGCCGCCGCCGGCACCGCCAUACGGGACUCACGAGUGCGCGAGUGCGGAACGCGUGCGGAAUACCGGACUCUUCUGCUCGACGUGCACGGAUCGCUCUCGCCACGGGAGUUGCUAAGCGACGAUGACGCAGAGAUACGUGGACCUGUAUCUGGAGCGGCCGAUAAUCGUGUUACCGGAGACGACUUCGCAUCUGAGCGUCAUGUACGAGAUGCGAAGUAUUUACGGACGCCAAUUCAAGGAACCAUUCCGCUGUGCCGAUGUGGUCACCACUGCCGAAGCCACCGUCACCGCCACCGCCACCGUCGCCACCGAGUUUGAGGCCGAGUUGCGCGAUGUUAACACGCAGGUUGUCCGCUUUCUGCAGGCACCUGUACCAGAAUAUGGGGCAUUGGAAGCUAGACAAGAAAAAAUUCUUGGCCAACUCGCAGACCUCAAACAGCAGGUGGUUAUGCUAUGUCAAUUCUUGAAACAAUCUGCUAACACAGGAAUUCAGAAAAACAUUCCACAUGUUCAGAAACCAGUUGUCCUUGAACUAGUGUUGAAUGUGAAUCCAAAGAAACCACCGUACUCGAUACUUGCUUUGCAGAAAAUUUGGACUGACACUAGUAUUAGAGUGUCGCCAUAUAUUCAUUCUACUAUUUAUCACGAUCAAGUUCCUUUAUUUUAUACUAAAUUAGGAAACAGCUCUGGGAAUGUUAUAAACUUGUCACUGAUAUGGAAAAAAGUUGAAGAUUUGGAAGUUGUAUCAGGUGUGAAAUCUUAUCCCAUAAAAGGCGAGGUCAAUUUCCUCAGAUAUCUAAGUAGACUUAUAAAAUCGCAUAAUUAUGAACAUUCAUGCUUACAUCCGCAUACGUUAGAUUUCGCACUCGACUUAAUUGAUUCACUGCAUAAUGAAGAGAAUGCAGAACGCAUAGAAAAGGAAUUGAUUGUAUUAGCUAAUAAAUUUGAAAAGUGGUCUUCCAAGAAGGAAUUUAACAUUGUGGACAUUGCACUGUGGUCUUUAAUAAAACAAUUUCCUAAAAUGAAUUUACCGUCGGCUCUCUAUAAAUGGUAUGACUCAUGCGAAAAAGCUUUUAUAGAUGAAAAGUUACAUUAUGAUAAUUAUAUAAAUUAGUUAUAACAUAUAGUCAUUACAAAUAGAUUAUUUUUCUUAUAUAAAAAUUUUAAUACGUUGAUAAAUACAUAUCUUUUAUUGGUAAAUGUCAAGUUUAGAUGUCUCACCUCCAAUUUUGAUAAAAAUUAGAUUUAUAGAUAGUAAAGCAGUAAAAGACAAAGGCUGAAUAAUUAUUUGGUGUAUUUAUAGAUAUAUUAGAAGUAAAGGAAGAAUUAUAUGAAAAAUAGCAGAUAUAAAGAGAGGACAGGAAUACAGAUAGUAAAUUGGGAAAGUGGACACGUGCUAUAUAAUCGUUAAAGUCCCCCCCCCCGUUCUUCUUCCGGUUGAGAACAGUAUUUAAUGUGGCUUCCGUCAAGUUCUCCGACGAUGUACACUUUUCCUAUUUCGUUAUUUCUUCCUGUUCUAUGUUAGAUUUACCUAUUUUUUAUUCAAUUUGUUCUUUUAUUGCUUUAAUUAGAUCUAUAUCCUUUAGUAAAUCUCAAAA